This is a messenger RNA of Drosophila erecta, 1431 nucleotides long. RefSeq lists its product as uncharacterized. The record is from RefSeq and is a predicted model, not a curated record. The transcript is spliced from 2 exons. Lineage: Eukaryota; Metazoa; Arthropoda; Insecta; Diptera; Drosophilidae. Bases 117 to 1139 code for a protein of 340 amino acids.
AUUUCCAGUUGAACGCGCCUGCCGACCAGUGGGCCAAUUGAAUCGUUAGCAUUUCGAUUGGGACUCUCCUACCAAAUUAAGCAAUCAACGAUCUUAACUUAUAAGCCAGCUAUCAAAUGGGUAACCACAUGUGGAGCAUCAUAUUGAUGCUGCUGGUGCUGGAGCAACUAGUGGCCGAGUCCGUGGCAGCCAAUCUAGUCCAGCUAGUGAAGAAGCAGAGCCAACAGAAGCAGGUGCAAUCCUCGCAAGGACAACAGGCAGGACAACAACAGCCGCAGGGACAGCAGAUCCACACACAGCAGUAUGUCCAGGACACAUUGGGCGAGCAGGAUAUGAAAUCGGAGGACGAGGAGGAGCAAGAUCCCUAUCAGCUGCUGCAGGAGUCGAAACAGGAGUCGCGUUUGCCCAACUCUGCUAACUACCCCUGGAGUCCAUAUGCCGCACCGCAGGGCAAUCCUUACGAGGCCAUGCCCAAGAUGCUGCCCUUCAUUGGCUAUGCCCAGCCCGUGCUCAUCCCCUUCCCGCUCUACCUGGCUCCGGACAUGUUCUAUCCCACCUUUUCUGGUGCCAGCAACGACCUCGAGGAUGUGGUGAUGUCAAGAGCCUCCGGUGGUCGACGUCCUGGUGCCAAUCACGCGUCGCCAGCCCGCAAUUCACCCAUCUACUACGUAAGAGUGCCGCCCACACCCUAUAUGUUUUUGCCCAAUAUGCCAACGGCUCCAUUUGGCGGAGGAUUCUCACCGCUGCUGACCUACCAGCCAAUGCCCUCAUUCUCCGCCUACGGUUCCGUUUUCAAUUUGCCCGUGAACUUCCUGGCCAACGGAAAGCCCACAGGAAUUUACCAAGUGAACGGAUCCCCAGGCGAGGCAGUGGGAUCAUUGACACCUGGUUUGGGUGCCGGUGGAUAUGGAAUGCGGCCACCUACGCCUAGUAAUCCCUACAGACCCAUGUCAUCGUCUUCGAUGGGUAGUUACGGAGGCUCGCAGCAGAGCUUUGGACUCGCCUCCAUACCGGUUCCUCAGCAGGACUCCAAGCUGACAUCCCUGAAGCGUCCCUUCGUGUUCAACGGUCGUCCCGAGGACAUCUACAUCCUGCCAAACAACUUGAGUCCGCUCUACAACGAACAGAGCUACUACUGAUUGCACUUCACGCAAAUGGCUGUGGCAACAACUGAAAGUAUUACAUAAUGCAUUUACUAGAUCGCCUUUUGGAUCAUAAUGAAACUUCAAAAGAAAUUUAAUAAAAUAUAUUUCGAAACUAAGAAGGAUUUUACUGGGUGUACCAUCCAAUUUUUAUUUAUCAAACGAAAUAACUUAUUCUUCUUACAUUUAUGUAUAUGUACUCUUCUCCAUUAUAUAUAUUUUGUAUAAAGUGUAUAUAUUUGGCCGAAAAUAUCAGAUGGGGUAGACGAAUAAAUAGUAGUCAUAAUAU